AUGUCAAGCCCAAAACCCGCCGCCCCAGCAAAGCCUUUUAAAGAUCAGCUCAUUGAACUGGUUCAGACAGCUCAAUUCGCCUGGUUUGCCGGCCAUGUCACCACAAUUUUCUACUCUCUUGUCUAUUUUAUUUCUUACAGAUCGAAGGGCUCUUUCCACAAAUUCAGCUACACUCUGAUUUAUCUGUCUGUGAUUGAGUCAUUUGGAAUCAUUAUCCAUCAAUCCUGGAAGGCUGGCAGUCUAAAACUGAACAACCCCAAGGCGGUUCUUGCGGACGAUAACGUCCAAUAUAUCUUGAUUGCUUUGGCUCUGCUUCUGGUUUUGCCUGUCAUUUCGCUGUCCAUCUUCCCCUUUGUGUUUUUCUCGUUCUUCCACUGUAUCACGUACUUUAGGGGAGCGGUUCUGCCAAAACUGGGACUCAAAAACCAGGAAGCCCUUGCCAACAAGCUUGGCUCCUUUGUUGCCAACUACAACGAUUUGUCGAUGUACUAUGCUGCCAAUUUUGAGAUUGCCACCUUUGCCUACAUUGUUGUCAGGGCCCUUUUGUGGUCCAAAGGUUUCUGGAUUGCUCUGGUUGUCUAUGGAGCGUUCAUUAAGUUCAGAUACGAGAAAUCGAUUUUCACUAGAUCAUGUUUCAAGAAGCUCGAGGUGAGAAUUGACGGCCUUCUGUCGCAUCCUUCUGUGUCUCCUCAGAUCAAGCAAUAUUGGAUCAACGCGAAGUCAGCUCUCAAGAAGUACGGAAACCAGUUCAAGCUUGUGCAGGAACCUGGCAAGACCGAGUGA
Messenger RNA from Ogataea parapolymorpha DL-1, 783 nucleotides. RefSeq lists its product as hypothetical. Gene Ontology annotation, cellular component: endoplasmic reticulum; membrane. Gene Ontology annotation, biological process: membrane organization; endoplasmic reticulum tubular network organization. NCBI's taxonomy places the organism in Eukaryota, Fungi, Ascomycota, Pichiomycetes, Pichiales, Pichiaceae. The record is from RefSeq and is a predicted model, not a curated record. The transcript has a single exon. The coding region runs from base 1 to 783 and encodes 260 amino acids.